Messenger RNA from Prorocentrum cordatum, 2003 nucleotides. NCBI's taxonomy places the organism in Eukaryota, Dinophyceae, Prorocentrales, Prorocentraceae. The record is from the annotation of a GenBank genome assembly.
GGGGCCAUAGCUUGAGGUGAGGCGCUCCAGCCCCUGGGGCGGCGCCUGUCCCAGGGUCGCUGCGAUCUCUUUACCCCCAGGGCGGCACGCGCAUGGCGAGUUUCCAGCCGCCCUGGUAUUCCGCCGUCCUGGCUCGAGUGCUCCUGGCUCUGGUCUGAGUCUAAGGCCCGAUUUCUCCAUACCGGACACAGAACCUCACCGUGAUUGCCUCCCUCCCGCCGCCAGCGCAGGCUCGCCAGAGGCAAUGACGACCAACCCGUUCAAGUUCAACAAGGAGGACCCGAUGGGCGUGCAGUACGCGACCCUCUUCUACUUCCUGCUGCUGAUCACGAUCGUGCUGGCGUGGGCGUCGCAGCCAAAGGUCGAGAAGGCGCUGGGCGCCGAGGCGCGCCGUCUGAAGUGGCUCUACCUCGCCGUCUGGUACGUGUGCGUCGCGGGCGACUGGUUGCAGGGGCCCUACGUCUACGCGCUCUACGACGCCUACGGCUUCAGCCGCCACGAGAUAUCGCAGCUGUUUGUCGCCGGCUUCGGCUCCUCGAUGUUUUUCGGGACUUUUGUCGGCUCCUUCGCGGACAAGAUCGGGAGAAAGAGGGGCUGCCAGCUCUACUGCGUACUCUACAUCGCGUCUUGCUGUACCAAGCACUUCGCCAACUACUGGGUCCUCAUGGUCGGGCGCGUCACCGGCGGCAUCGCCACCUCCCUGCUGUUCUCCGGGUUCGAGAGCUGGCUCGUGUCGGAGGCGUGCGAGAAGCGAAGGCUCGACAAGGACGCACUCGGGCACAUCUUUGCCCUCAUGUGGUUCGGCAACUCCCUGGUGGCCAUCAUCGCGGGGAUCCUGGGCGACGUCACCGUGGGGUUCGGCGGCCUCACAAAGCUCGGCGAGACUGCCUUCCACGUGGGGGGCUUCUGCUCGCCCUUCGACCUUGCCAUACUCUUGCUGGUGGUCGGCCUGCUUCUCAUCAGCUUCCUAUGGGAGGAGAACUACGGCACCUCGGAGGCCUCGCAGCCCGGCAGCGAGCAGGAGGGCCUUGCCAAGCAGGUGAUGGACGGCGCCCAGGCCAUCGCCAGCAGCAAGAAGUUGAUGAUCAUCAUGGGGAUGGUGGCGUGCUUUGAGGGGUCCAUGUACACAUUCGUCUUCAACUGGACCCCGGCGCUGAGCAACAAGCUGUCCACGCCUGCCUUUGGCAUGGUCUUUGCGAGCUUCAUGAUGGCGUACAUGUGCGGCUCGUCCACCUUCGACAUCCUCCGGGGCAGGGGCGCGUCGGCCAUCCAGCUGGCGCAGUUGGCGUUCUUCCUCGGAGCCGCUGCGUUCCUCGUCGCCGGCAUCGCGUUUAUGGUCAGCCUGAGCGUGACGACCAUGGGUCUGAUCUACUCGGGCUUCAUUCUCUUCGAGUUCUGCUGCGGGCUCUACUUCCCGUCCGUCUCCACCAUCAAGGGCCAGGCCGUGCCGGAGAGCAUCCGCAGCACCGUCUACAACAUCUACCGCGUGCCCAUGAACGCGAUCGUGCUGGGCGUCCUGCUCGGGAACAUCACGAUGACCUCCGUGUUCGUCACCUGCUUCGUGCUGCUGACCUGGGCGGGGCUGUCCAUCCGCGGCCUCAAGGAGGAGGGUGAGAAAGACCUCGGGGCGUUCGACGUUCUCACCGCGGGGCCCAUCCUGGGGGGCGCGAAGGGCGACGUGGAGAGCUACGGCGCGGCCACCGCCACGGCUCAGUGAGAAGCCUGCGCCCUCGCCCCUGCCGCCGAGGGGCGCCGCAGGCUCCGCGGCGCUCCCAUCGCAGAGGUUCCAUGAGCAGCCCGAUCGUCCAGUCUGCCUGGGUCCUCUGCUGCUUCUGCUCGGUGCACACCAUGCGCUGCAGCGCGAUCAGAGCACCCGACGUCUUGGUUAGGACGUCGGCGCGCCAGCAAAACAAGCGUCUGGCCGCCCCGAGACACGCAUAUCACCCGCGGCGGAGGGUGCUUGUUUUUUCACUGUGUGCUCGUCCGUCGGCGCGUCUUCUCCC